ACGACACACAACGACCCUGCAGUCUGUACUUUUGCGGUGGUAGUCCACAUUCAAGAUGCUCACCUCCACUACGCUUGGAGUGAUUUUGAUAGCUGCUUGGAUUUAUCCAAGUUCCGCGCUCUAUUUCCACAUAGGAGAGACGGAGAAAAAAUGCUUCAUAGAGGAAAUUCCGGACGAAACCAUGGUUAUCGGAAAGUACAAAACUCAGCUGUGGGACAAACAGACAAAUUCCUUCCUGCCAUCCACACCUGGUCUUGGGAUGCAUGUUGAGAUCAAGGAUCCUGAUGCAAAGGUCAUCCUUUCACGUCAGUAUGGUUCCGAUGGGCGAUUUACAUUCACUUCCCAUACUCCUGGAGAGCACCAGAUAUGUCUGCACUCCAACUCCACCAAAAUGGCGCUGUUUUCUGGAGGGAAACUGAGAGUGCAUCUGGAUAUUCAGGUCGGAGAACAUACCAAUAACUACCCUGAAAUUGCAGCCAAAGACAAACUAACUGAGCUUCAGCUGCGUGCCAGACAGCUUCUGGAUCAGGUGGAACAAGUCCAGAAGGAGCAAAAUUACCAGAGGUAUCGAGAGGAGCGCUUCCGUAUGACCAGCGAGAGCACCAACCAACGUGUCCUCUGGUGGUCCAUUGCCCAGACGCUCAUCCUCAUCAUCACAGGAAUAUGGCAGAUGAAGCACCUCAAGAGUUUCUUCGAAGCAAAGAAACUUGUUUAGCCAGAGAAUGAAGGGGAGCAACAGACACGUUUGUAGACCGACUUGAAUGACCGGAACGAAGACUCGCUCGCGAAAAUUCACGCAGAGACGUUUUUUUUUUGUUGAGUGGAAGGAUUGUGCAAAUUCUAAGGCACUGAGUUGCUGUUCUCAUUUUGUUUUAGUUGUUGGACAACAUCAGGCAUCUUUUGGUAAUGCAUCAGUGGAUUGAACAAUUUUUUUGUGACGUUUUGUAUCCAUUAACUAAUUGACUGCGGUGGACGUCCAAUCCUUUUUAACUGGGACGACUGGGAGUGGAUUCGAUAUCUAUCGGCAUCAUCGAUGGCAACGAAACAUGAUCAUUCACUGCCAGCCCUCAGUUAAUAUAAAUUUGACGUCUAUCACCGUCAGGGGCAGCCAAUGAGUUAAUUUCACUAUUGAGUAUAUUCCCGUUUUCCAACAUCUCUUUUGUGUUUAGACUUGAACAAAUAAAGGAUUUAAAUGUUGUAUAGGUGUCAGUGGAAAAGUAUAUACGGACAACUUGAAUUCUUAACAGUUGGUCUGAAAUUUGUAUUUUUUUUGGUUGGUUUUUGGCGAUAAUUUUACUGCAGAUGAAGUCAUUUGAUAUUCGUGCAAGUUUUUUCAUCCAACUUAUUUAUUACUAUAUGGGAAUACUACUACAUAAAAUACACCAGUGCUGGAAAGGGGAAACACCUGAUUAAGCCAUAUGUUUGGAUUUUUCGCGUUGCGGUUUUAGAUUUUUGCUGUUCAUAGAAGUUCCAUUUGAAUCUCAAAUUCCUGAGAUGCACUGCAGCUGACCAUAAAAUGUUCCUUCAAAGUCUUGUCACUUCCCCAUGGUUAAUAAAGAAAUUUGGUCUUA
Messenger RNA from Corythoichthys intestinalis (scribbled pipefish), 1571 nucleotides. RefSeq names its product transmembrane p24 trafficking protein 4 (gene tmed4). Lineage: Eukaryota; Metazoa; Chordata; Actinopteri; Syngnathiformes; Syngnathidae. The transcript has 5 exons. The record is from RefSeq and is a predicted model, not a curated record. Gene Ontology annotation, cellular component: COPII-coated ER to Golgi transport vesicle; endoplasmic reticulum; endoplasmic reticulum-Golgi intermediate compartment. Bases 56 to 715 code for a protein of 219 amino acids. Gene Ontology annotation, biological process: positive regulation of canonical NF-kappaB signal transduction; endoplasmic reticulum to Golgi vesicle-mediated transport; Golgi organization.